UUCAGCUCACGGAUGGAGCGGUUUAACGCCCCCACCACCCGUCCGGCCAGCCCUCUCCCAGGAAACUGGUGCCCCCGUACCCUCUCCAACGCCGUUACCAACUUACAGCUUAAACUUUAGGACAAUGAAACAUCCAGCUCCAAACAAGCCUCCUGCAUACGCCAGGAAAGGGAGGGGGAGCUGCGACUCUUAAGGGCCCAGACAAUCGCAGAGAAUGUCUUUCUAAAGCAAAGAUUCUCUGAUUCCUCACUGACUGAGAGGCUGAGCUGAGCUCUCAAGAUGAAAGCAACACUGCUGAGAUGAUUGACCUGAUGUUUAAGGACAUGCUGGAGGCUGCUGCCCAGGGAAGGGAGGAGGAGGGCUCUGAGGAUUACGACAGUGGCAUAGCCACAGUGUUGCGCAGAAAGGAGAAAACGGACACAGAGUUGGACAAGGAGAACGCUGAGGAAGGUGAAGACCUGGAAGAGACCAGGGAACUGGACUCCAGUGCAGUUGAGCUGCUGACACUCCCACCCAGCUGCAUCCUCUCUCAUCUCAGCAGGUCUGUGGAAGCUGUGGUCACUCCAAUGAGACUUGCAGCUAGUCAGCCAGCCACCCCACCAUCCCUACCUCUGACUCCUGAAGAGCUGACCACUCCCCCUGCCGACAGUGCCCCUCUUUACGGCAUCGAUGCCUACCGUACAUUGAGGCAGAGCACCAAGCCAGCAAUUCAGAGUGUAACCCCAGGGUUGCAGAGGCGUGCAGCUGAGGAGUCCCACCCCCAGCAAACUGUCAACACCAAGGACAGGAUCAUGGUUCUGAAUGAGGAGGCUGCCAAGCUGCAGACGGUCAUCAAUCAGACGUUGCAGGCCCUGAGCUGCUGCACUGAUGAGGACAACGGCAGGGGUUCCCUGGAGGAGGCCGAGGCUGAGAAACUACUGCUCAUCUCCUGUGAGCAGCGGGCGGCCCUGCUGGCUGAGGUGACCAGGCUAAGGGAGAGGGGGUCUCAGGGGAGUUAGAGGGCGGUGAUGGUGAGGGGGACUCCAGCAUGUCCCAGCAGCCCUGCAGAGGCACCGUCAGCAUCAAGUGUCCAGCUCCCUCUCAAGGUGGAGUUUGUCUGCUCAGCCCGCACACAAACAGGUCGCCCAACUCACUAUUUCUUUGUCCUGAUUCGCUAUGGACCCUGCAACAUUGUUGCGACCCCAUUGGCCACUGCAGCGGACGCCCAGAAUGGAGACACC
Molecule: messenger RNA, 1220 nt
Organism: Salvelinus sp. IW2-2015
Lineage: Eukaryota; Metazoa; Chordata; Actinopteri; Salmoniformes; Salmonidae
Source: RefSeq, a predicted model, not a curated record